Messenger RNA from Bipolaris maydis ATCC 48331, 539 nucleotides. RefSeq lists its product as uncharacterized. The record is from RefSeq and is a predicted model, not a curated record. Lineage: Eukaryota; Fungi; Ascomycota; Dothideomycetes; Pleosporales; Pleosporaceae.
ACUGCUUUCAUCUUUUUAAACCACCAUACAACACACUUAUAAUACUCUCAAUUUCUACGAAACUAAUCAUGAAGUUUCUCAUAGUUAUAUCCGCACUUUGUGCUAGUUCUCUCGCACUUAAUAUCCUACAGAAGGACAACACUAUCCGCAGCAUCAAAGAUACCGAGCUCAUUGCUAGACAAUACGCUUCAUGCUGCAAAAACAGCUUUACUCCGCCCUGUGCUUGCCCAGGUAACUGCGGCAGUGGAUGCAGUCAAGCUUGUUGCUAGUCUAUUAUUAUCUACACUCCAAUUCGUCAAAUAAGAUUUCCACCAUUGCUUCAACUCACAACAUGUGGUAGCCUAUACCAGGCCGCAGAAGCAAUAACUUAGGCUAAGCCAACGCGACUGUAAUAGGCUAAACGCCCUUCGCCUCCCAUACUCGUUUAGAACCUCGUUUACUCCACCUACCCAGCCCAAUUGCUUUUCCAGCAACCAGCAUUGUAUAUAGAUAGCUACAUAGCUAAGAGCUUAGCUCUCUAUCGAAUACAAUCUUGUUAC